This is a messenger RNA of Wallemia mellicola CBS 633.66, 363 nucleotides long. RefSeq lists its product as hypothetical. The record is from RefSeq and is a predicted model, not a curated record. The transcript is spliced from 2 exons. Bases 1 to 363 code for a protein of 120 amino acids. NCBI's taxonomy places the organism in Eukaryota, Fungi, Basidiomycota, Wallemiomycetes, Wallemiales, Wallemiaceae.
AUGGUCAAACAGUUCGUUGAUAUAAAUAUAUUACUCGUUAUAGCCGUAGCUAUACUCUCAUUGUUUAUAGUAUCACCCUACGUUCUCAACAAUGAAGCUCAGAAAGCUGCCAGCGUGAGUGAAAGGGAAGCAAAAGUUGCUGAGAGGGAAUCUUUAGUUGCUUCAAGAGAAACAGCACUCUAUUGGAAGUCUAUUCCACCGCCAGAGGAAGUCAAAGAAGAGGAAACUGAAUGUAUCACAGAUCAAUCGCUCGUCUUACGUGAACUAGAACUCACCCGGUGGGAGAGCACACUCAAUAAAAGAGAAAGCAAUCUCAGUAGAAGGGAAUCUUGGCUUAUAGAGAACUGGCCAAAAAGCGAUUAA